AGCUAUUAGAUAUAAACUAGUUUAUAAGUCUUCCAAUAGAGAGCCUUAUUGUUUUCACAUUUUUCCCAUUCUAAUAUAAAUAAAUAUCCUCCUCGGUGCUUAGACUCAUUCAUACAUACAUUGUAUUGAAAAUGGCCAAACCAUACUCUUUUCUCUGUGUUCUCUCUGCCUCACUCUAUUAUUGCUUCUUCACAUGCUUAACUGUGAGUAGUAAAAAGAACAUCACCACCGAUGAAUUUUCACUUCUUGCAUUCAAAUCAUCUAUUACCUUAGACCCUUAUCAUAUGCUUAGUAAUUGGUCAAUUUCCUCUUCUUUUACUUCUUUCUCAUCAUGCAAUUGGCUUGGUGUCACUUGUGAUGAGCAUCAUGGAAGAGUAAAAGGAUUGAAUCUUAGUAGCAUGGGCCUUAAAGGUACCAUUUCUCCUCAAUUGGGAAAUCUUUCUUUCCUUGUUGUUCUUGAUCUAAAUGGCAAUAGUUUCCAUGGUGAGUUACCACAUGAGUUACUUCACUUGAAGAGAUUGAAAUUGUUGAAUUUGAGCAACAAUGGUUUUGUUGGAGAAAUUCCAUCAAGGAUAGGGUACUUAUCCAAACUUCAAUACUUGCAUCUUGGCUAUAAUAAUUUUGUUGGAUUUAUUCCUCAAUCUAUAUACAAUUUGUCAAUGUUAGAGUAUCUAAAUUUGAGAUCAAAUCUCAUCAAAGGAACCAUUCCGCAUGUUAUUGGCCAACUUCGUCGGUUGAGGAUUUUGAAUAUCAGUAACAUUAAGUUGUUGUCUGGAAUCAUACCAAAGACAGUUUCCAACAUGUCUUCCCUUGAAGAAAUCUACUUAGAAAAAAACUCCUUAUCAGGUAUGAUAUACUCACACCACACCAUUACAAUACAACAGUCAACAUGCAUUGAUUGACUUUUAUUGACCUUAUUUGCACAAAACUUAGCACAAAACUGCACGGUUCUUGGAUCUAUGAGAGAAAAUUUAUAAUUUUUUUUUUUACCUGGUUUGGCAAAUUUAUAGCUUUUUUAUAAGUUAUAAAAUAUAGCAAAAAAAUUAGCUGAUUGAAUAUGUAGUGUUUGUUAAAAUUAGCUAAGUUAAUAAAUUAUAUAGUCUUAAAAGUACACCUCAAAAUAUUUGUUUGGUUGUUUGGA
This is a messenger RNA of Trifolium pratense (red clover), 1141 nucleotides long. Its product is annotated as receptor-like protein 43. NCBI's taxonomy places the organism in Eukaryota, Viridiplantae, Streptophyta, Magnoliopsida, Fabales, Fabaceae. Gene Ontology annotation, molecular function: protein binding. The record is from RefSeq and is a predicted model, not a curated record. The transcript has a single exon. Bases 132 to 902 code for a protein of 256 amino acids.